Monoraphidium neglectum is the source of this 987-nucleotide messenger RNA. RefSeq lists its product as hypothetical. The transcript has a single exon. The coding region runs from base 1 to 987 and encodes 328 amino acids. Gene Ontology annotation, biological process: peptidyl-serine phosphorylation; intracellular signal transduction. Lineage: Eukaryota; Viridiplantae; Chlorophyta; Chlorophyceae; Sphaeropleales; Selenastraceae. Gene Ontology annotation, molecular function: protein serine/threonine kinase activity; ATP binding. The record is from RefSeq and is a predicted model, not a curated record.
AUGCCUUCCAAGCUCCUAGGCGAGCAGGAUCAGCUGCACCAGGUGUUUGCCGCCGCGCACCGCUUUGAAGGCGCUGUCGCUGCCCUGUCAAGCACGACGCUGGCUGGCCUGCUCAAGGCAGGCGGCGCCAAGGCGUGCGGUAGCGGCGGGCAGGGCAGCGUGUCGUGCCUGCAGCUGCCAGGUGUGAGCCUGCCGCUGGCGAUCAAGGCGUGCAACGAGCCCACCAAGUACAAGGACUUCCUGAGGGAGUGCGACGUGUGGAGCUCCUGGGCGGCCGCCUGUCCCCAGUACGUGAUACCCCUGCUGGCCGCGCAGUACGUGCGCCGCAAGCCCGGCUCCUCGCGCGGGUGCUCGUAUUUCGCCAUGCCCGCCUGCAGCAAGGGCAGGUGCCUGUCCAUGACAUUGACCACAAUGCACAGGUUGCGGCAGGAGGCCGGCGGCGUCUUUUCUGUAGACAAGCUGGCCUUUGUCCAGCGCGUGCUGGGGUUCUUGGUGGUUGCCCUCGAUGCUGCCCACCAACACGGCAUAGUCUGGGCCGACCUCAAGCCUCCCAACAUAAUGCUGGGGAGGGAUGGCGAGCCACAGAUCAUUGACUUUGGGUCUGCCAGCCGCGUGCCCGCCGAGGGCCUGCGCCACACACCGAUGCAGUCCAAGGGCUACCGCGCCCCCGAGUGCGGCAAGAAGAAGGGCGGCUUCAUGGGCUGUGCCAUUGACAUGUGGGCGCUGGGCUGCGUGGGGGUGGAGAUGGUGCUGGGCUUUGACACCUUUUUCUCUUUUGUAGGCAAGCACGAUGUGCUUUCAGUCGACAAGGCCGCAGCUGCUGAGUGGCCGUCGAGCGCACCCGCCACCCUGCAUGCCCUUGUGUUUGACUGCCUGCUGGUGCACGACCCUGUGCAGCGCGCCUCGGCCGCCCGGAUCAUGCAGCACCCCUACUUUGAGGGGCUCGACUGGGAGGCCGUCCGCAGCGGCGCCGCCUGGGCGCGAUGA